Messenger RNA from Dibothriocephalus latus, 525 nucleotides. NCBI's taxonomy places the organism in Eukaryota, Metazoa, Platyhelminthes, Cestoda, Diphyllobothriidea, Diphyllobothriidae. The record is from the annotation of a GenBank genome assembly.
AUGCUUUGCAGUUCAAAACAAAGACCGGAUCGAAACCUACCUUGCAGGAUCAACCGCUACCCAUUAGAGUUAAGCAGGCUGAACGAACCCCCCUUCUCCGGUGACCGUGAUGCUCGAAUGAAAAACGCUGAUCGGAGAAAGCUUCACAAAGCCCUGCGACAUGCAAAGCUGCCACACUGCCUCCUCGAGUUCUGGCGCUGCUCCAAAGAUCAACACUGGAACCACCCGGAGUCAAUUCUGGAUGCUCACAUGGAGCGAAAUGCCUACUUCAAGAACGAUGUUACGUCACACCAUCGCCUGUCAAAUUUCGGCGAUGGAAAGCUUGAGGAUGAGGAGGAGGAUGAAGACUGUCGUGGCUUCAUCCUCCUAGAGGAGACGGAAAUGACAAUGGAAAACCAUAGUCUUCCUCAGGAUCUGCCGUCUAGAGAAUGUUCCUCGGAUAUUAUUUUAAAUAUUUCUGGUAAGCUAGAAGUACCGAUCAUAACUACAUUUCUUCAUAGAAUUUUGGCUCUGGUGUCCUCUUAA